This is a messenger RNA of Micropterus salmoides (largemouth bass), 2924 nucleotides long. It is a transcript of the gene dmtn, whose product is annotated as dematin actin binding protein. Gene Ontology annotation, biological process: actin filament bundle assembly; lamellipodium assembly; cytoskeleton organization. The record is from RefSeq and is a predicted model, not a curated record. Gene Ontology annotation, molecular function: actin filament binding. Gene Ontology annotation, cellular component: actin cytoskeleton; plasma membrane. The transcript has 16 exons. The coding region runs from base 175 to 1317 and encodes 380 amino acids. NCBI's taxonomy places the organism in Eukaryota, Metazoa, Chordata, Actinopteri, Centrarchiformes, Centrarchidae.
ACCCUUCCUCCUCCUCCUCCUCCUCCUCCUCCUCCUCCUCCUCCUCGGCUCCGGCAGUCAGGAGCGUCACCGUCGGGCUGCUGGUCGCGUUCAGGUCUCAUCCUGCACAUUUUGAUUUUUUCUGCGCUGUUUGGAGCUGGUUAAAACCAAACAGAAGGAAGUUUCUUUCCAGUCAUGCAGAAGGUGGAGGGACGGGUAACCCCAAUCAACCUGCCUUCUUCCAGGGGCCCCAGCACCCCGGGGUCUCCCGCCACUGGCAUCACAGCCCGAGUGAACGAUCAGGUGGUGGUCUACAGAGACCUGGCAGCUCUGCCCAGAGAUAAAGCCAUCCUGCAGGUGGAGAGACCGGACCUGAUGACCUACCAACCACACCUCAGCUUCUCCUCCCUCGACCAGCCACGCAGAGAGCGAUCUCUGUCUCCUCCCCCCACAUCUCCUCCCAGAUCUCCGGAGGUGAGGGGAAAUAAAAGCAGAGCAGAAAGUGAGAGUGGGUCCCCUGGAGGAUCCACGCUGCAACUGCAGGCUGGACGCAAGAUCAGCGGCAGCCAGCAGCAUUUCCACAGACCGGAUAAUGGCGCCAACAUCUACAGGAAACCUCCCAUCUACAAACAGGAUGGUAACAAACACGUGGAAGGCGUCAUUCAGUCAGCAAAGUUUCCCGCCGCACAGCCUCCAGACCCCAACCAGCCGUCCAAGAUAGAGACCGAGUACUGGCCCUGCCCCCCCUCACUGGCCGCCAUGGAGAUCGAGUGGAGGAAGAAGAAGGUCCAGGAGGAGGAAGAUGAGUUUGAAGACCUGACAGACGAGGCCAGGACGCUGCAGGAGCAAGAGCUGGAAAAGAUCAAGUCCAACCUGGGUCGUCUCAUCCUGAAGGAGGAGAAGGAAAAGGCCAUUAACUAUCGGAGGAAGACACAGUCACUGCCCGACAGAACACACAUGCACACCAGUUUGUUAGCAAAUACAUCCAAGUCUCCGUCGCGCUCAGGGCCGGGCCUGACCAGAAUGCAGUCUGCAGAGUUUUCCACAGAGGGAGAUAAAGGACUGCCAGCUGCUCAGAACGGAGAGUCUCGGAGGGAGAGGAUGGACAGAGGGAACUCUCUGCCCAGCAUCCUGGAGCAGAAGAUUUAUCCCUAUGAAGCGCUGAUUGUGACCCACAGAGGGCGCUGUAAGCUGCCUCCAGGAGUCGACCGCACUCGGCUGGAGAGGCAUCUGGCUCCGGAGGAGUUUGAGCAGCUGUUCGGGAUGCCGAUUGCCGAGUUCGACCGCCUCUCUUUGUGGAAAAGAAAUGAACUGAAGAAGAAAGUCUCACUUUUCUAACAGGAAGUGACAUCGUUGCCCUCAAAUACUUGAUGAACCCCUUUGCUUCGCUUCGACAGGAGGAGGCGGAGAUACAGAUUCAUCACGUUAGUCCACGCAAACAUGUCCUCCAUCUAACUAACCAAUCACGGCCCCCCCUGGAUCAGGGUUUACUGAAGGCUGGCCCUGAUUAACCCUUCACUCUGACUAACCGACACUCAGACAUAUUUCCUGUGCUGCACUUAUAAUCACCACCGCUUGCAAAUCAUCCUCAUUAUGUGUCCACUAAUAUCAACCAUCAUCAUCUAGUUUGUCUCACUGAGCUCCAGAGGUCUGAAUCAGGUUAGCAGGUCUCUUCUGGUGUCAUGAAGCUGGUUCACCACGAUAACCUGUGAUGCAGAGCGAACACACUUAACGACUGACCAAUCAGAUCACUGGAAAAUGAAGGCUCGUCACAGAGAAACAGACAGGAAGAGCUCGACUUGCAGCUAACGUGCGUGCGGUUGUUUCAUUUGACUGUCUGGGGAGAAAAGCGGUCAAUCCGGCGGUUUUGCUUUGCUCCCCGCCUUCACAGGACUUUCACACCACAGACAGGCUGUUCAAGCUACACUGACUUCCAGUCAAACUGAACUUUGACCCCAGAUAUUCUGACCUCACAAACACGUGUCUGGUUUUUAAGAGCGAGGGCAGAAGUUUUUUUUAUGGAUCCCUGAAUUCGCGGUGCGUGAUGGAUACACUGCGGCGAGUCGACCACCGCGUCCCGCUGCUUUGAGCUAAAUGCUAACAUGUUCACAGUGACGGUGCUGAUGUUUAGCAGGUGUGAUGUUCACCAUGUUGGCGUGUUAGCAUGCUCACAUCAGCUGAUAAGCAGUAAACAUAUCAUACAGCUGAGGCUGAUGGGAAUGUCAUCAGGUCUGCAGGUAUUUGGUCUGUUUCCACCUUUAACUUGGACGUCCUCGUGUUUCUGCACCUCCUGCUUCCGAUUUUAUUGUUUAUAUUUCCAGGAGCUGAAACUCUUUUUUUUUUUUUUUUCCCCUCACAUCAUAUUCGAAACUUCCCUCACAGUUCUGACGAGGCUGCACGUGUUUGGCUGUAAUUAAUAUCUUUGGUUCAACGUUAACGGGACCAAUGGGAAACCAGCUUCAUGACACCAGUUGUCAGGAUCACCAAACAGAAACAGACUUCCUGAUCCAGACCUCUGCUCCAGUUUCUGCUUCAACUUGAACGACAGCGGAUCCAUGUGAGGAGCUUCUGUCGCGCAUUAAACAUGUAACUGAUUGUAAUAUUUAUUACGUGGAACCUUUUAUUUAUUUGAUGAUUGUAAUUUUUUGCCACACAUUUCUUUGCUACUGUGAACUCUUAUUUUGAAAACAUUUUUGCUGUACAGUUGUUUUGUUUUUUUAACGAGCACCCACACUGAUGACUUCCGGUCUUUAACAUUUCACCACAUACCUGAUGUUCUAGCAGCAGUUUGUACUAAUCAACAUCAUCUAUACUGGACCGCGUCUCUCUGCCGCCGUCUUCACGCUCAGUGUCCGUCUUCAUGCUUUCUUCUGGUUACACCUCCGCACCAUCCAGUCCUCAUUGUUUCUGUCGUACGAUGUUAAAUAAAUCGAGAAAAAAGAUCA